Galeopterus variegatus (Sunda flying lemur) is the source of this 1859-nucleotide messenger RNA. RefSeq names its product RAS (RAD and GEM)-like GTP binding 2 (gene REM2). NCBI's taxonomy places the organism in Eukaryota, Metazoa, Chordata, Mammalia, Dermoptera, Cynocephalidae. The transcript has 5 exons. Gene Ontology annotation, molecular function: calcium channel regulator activity; GTP binding; GTPase activity. The coding region runs from base 47 to 1069 and encodes 340 amino acids. The record is from RefSeq and is a predicted model, not a curated record. Gene Ontology annotation, cellular component: plasma membrane.
GAGCGGGUGUUGCGAGCGGCUGGGCUGCACACGCACACGCACACCGAUGCACACGGACCCUGAUACCGACAUGGACAUGGACACAGAAACCACAGCACUCUGCCCCUCUGGCAGCUGCCGGGCCUCCCCACCAGGGACACCCACACCAGAGGCAGAUGCCACACUGCUGAAGAAACCAGAGAAACUGUUGGCAGGGUUGGACCGGAGCGGGCCACCCUCUGCCCCUGGGGCCCCCAGACGAAGAGGCAGUAUGCCCGUCCCCUACAAGCACCAGCUGCGAAGAGCCCAGGCUGUAGAUGAACUUGACUGGCCACCUCAGGCCUCAUCCUCUGGCUCCUCUGACUCUUUGGGCUCAGGGGAGGCAGCCCCUGCCCAAAAGGAUGGCAUCUUCAAGGUCAUGCUGGUGGGGGAGAGCGGCGUGGGCAAGAGCACCCUAGCAGGCACUUUUGGCGGUCUCCAGGGAGACAGUGCUCAUGAGCUGGAGAACCCAGUGGACACCUAUGAGAGACGCAUCAUGGUGGAUAAAGAGGAAGUAACUGUAGUUGUUUAUGACAUCUGGGAACAGGAGGAUACAGGGGGGUGGCUGCGGGACCACUGCCUUCAGACCGGGGACGCCUUUCUCAUCGUCUUCUCAGUCACCGACAGAAAAAGCUUCUCCAAAGUUCCAGAGACACUACUUCGGCUCCGGGCUGGGAGGCCCCAUCACGACCUACCUGUCAUCCUCGUUGGAAACAAGAGCGACCUGGCCCGCUCUCGGGAGGUAUCACUGGAAGAGGGCCGCCACCUGGCCGGGACGCUGAGCUGCAAACACAUCGAGACAUCGGCCGCCCUGCACCACAACACGCGGGAGCUCUUCGAGGGCGCAGUGCGUCAGAUCCGGCUGCGGCGGGGCCAGAGCCGCGCUGGGGGCCAGCGGCACGAGCAGGGCAGCCCCGAGGGCCCCGCGCCGCCCGCGCGCCGCGAGAGCCUCACGAAGAAGGCCAAGCGCUUCCUCGCCAACCUGGUGCCGCGCAACGCCAAGUUCUUCAAGCAGCGCUCCAGGUCGUGUCACGACCUCUCAGUGCUCUGAGCCCCGGUCAUGGCCACUGCGGUCGCCAUGGCCACCGCGCCCUCCGUUUGUUCCUUCGCCCCGCCCGGUCCGGCUUCCUUUGUGGAGGCCGUCUAGGAAACCAAAAACUCCCAGGAUGCCCUGGAGUGACCGCGGGGUCGGACCUCCAGCCCCCAGCGGUGGGGAGCGGGGGGCGCGCCGCCACCCCGCGUUCUCCAGAAACCUCCGGCAGGGGAGCACCUGGAAGGCGAGGACGCAGACUGGCGGGAGGUGAGGGCGGCGCGCUGCGGCCGGUGGGCGGGGCGGGUUCUGGCGGGUUAGGAAGGAAAAUAGUUCUGCGGGGUAGCUCGUCUUUUAUUAUUCCGCGUUUGGCCACCUCUGCUGUAAACAGAGUCUAAAAGCGAGAAGUGGAAAAGCGUUUUGUAGAUUCUUUGACGGAGUUACUUCCUUCGUACUCUGCGUGAAUAUGCCUCACCUUUAAGAGAUUCUUAAAGGUAAAAACACAAAGACUCGUCUUCCUUAGACUUUUCCAGAAACGUCCUGGCUCUUUUCUGCUGCAUUUGUCCACUUGCCUUUAAGAAGAUCUUAAAGGCAAGAGCUUGGAAGUGCUGUUGUUGACAUUUGAUCCUGUGAUUUACCCUUCCACCACGGCACUUCCCCUUUAAGAUUAUUAAAGGUAAGGUGUGGACAGACUUUCUGCCCUCAGAUGCUGUCGUGAAGAGCUGAACGAUGGCAACCCCUUUUGGCCAAGGCCCAGGAGGCACCAGCAAGGGGCCUCCUUCCCUUUUCAAUAAAUAAUUUUUCUACUGUA